UGAAUACUCAGAGUAGUCAUCCCUGACUAGCAAUCUGAUAGCAAUGUGCAAGUGUUAUAAAUAAAAACACAUUAGUAUGUAGUUAAUUAAUGAUAAGAUUUCCAAGUAGGCAGAGUAUAUAUCCUAGCUCAAGGUUCAAGAUCCAGCAGUUGUCACAGAGAGCGCAGAAUGACAGACAAAGAAGAUUUACAGUUGACAACCAUCUCGUGUGGGAAAGAACAAGGGAUGGACAAUCCGGCUUUUGUUAAGGAGGAUAAAUUAACAGAUGACCUCAGUGAGAGUGACAAAGAGGAGUCAGAGAAAGAGUCAAAAUCAUGCAUAAGCAAAGCAUGCAUACCCAUCACGGCCACAGAGACCUUCUGCAAGACACAUUCCAAAAUAAUCAAAUACAUUGCUUUGGGAAUACUUGCUGCAGGUUAUUUAGCAUACUUCAUUGCUGCAGUUUAUCUGGACUUCCAGAGAGCAAUUGCUUUGGUUGUCCUCACGUGUCUGGGAGUGUUUAUCAUCGUGUGUGAACUGGUGAAUAAGUACAAGGGUGAUAGCAUAAGGAGAUUUUUCAAGCCUGCACAAAGGUGUUUCAAAUCCAAUAUCAGAUGGCUAAAAUGGGUGUUCAUAGUAAUUGUGGUGGGACUGUUGGUGGCGUGGCUGGCAAUCGACACACGAAAGCGUCCAGAGCAGCUCAUCUCCUUUGCCGGUGUCUGUCUAUUCAUUAUUGCCAUAUUCCUCUUCUCUGCACACAGAACUGCAGUGAGCUGGAGGACAGUCUUCUGGGGACUUGGUUUACAGUUUGCCAUUGGCCUGUUUGUCAUUAGGAGACCUGGUCUCAUAGCGUUUGAAUGGCUUGGAAAGCAAGUUCAGAUAUUUCUGGACUACACAAAAGCUGGUUCAUCAUUUGUGUUUGGAGACCUCUAUGAGAACAUAUUUGCUUUCCAGGCUCUGCCUAUAGUGGUGUUCUUCAGCAGUGUAAUGUCAGUGCUGUACUACCUGGGUGUCAUGCAGUGGGUCAUCACAAAGAUUUCCUGGGUAAUGCAGGUAACGAUGGGAACCUCCUCUACAGAGACUCUCAGUGUGGCAGGGAACAUAUUUGUUGGUCAGAGGCGCCCGCUCCUGAUUCGUCCUUAUUUGAAGGACAUGACCGAUUCUGAGAUUCAUGCUGUCAUGACUGGAGGAUUUGCCACCAUUACUGGGAGUAUUAUUGCAUCAAUCACAUCAUUUAUUGACGCCUCAUCUCUGAUUUCUGCAUCAGUGAUGGCUGCUCCAUGUGCUUUAGCCAUCUCCAAACUAUCCUACCCUGAAACUGAAAAGAGCAAGUUCACAUCUAAGAGUCAGAUUAAAGUUGACGGCGGUGGUGAACAGAAUGUCUUGGAAGCUGUCAGCGGUGGUGCAUCUUCAUCAAUAGGACUUGUGGCCAACAUAGCUGCUAACUUAAUUGCUUUCCUCGCCAUUUUGGCCUUCAUAAAUGCUACUCUCGGCUGGAUGGGAGGCAUGGUGGGAUACCCAAAUGUCACUUUUGAGUUGAUCUGCUCCUAUGUGUUUAUGCCGGUGGCUUUCAUGAUGGGAAUUCCAUACGAGGAGUCUUUUACAGUGGCUGAACUUAUUGGCACUAAACUCUUCCUCAAUGAGUUUAUAGCCUAUGAGAAUCUUACAGAU
This is a messenger RNA of Cyprinus carpio (common carp), 1650 nucleotides long. Its product is annotated as sodium/nucleoside cotransporter 2-like. Gene Ontology annotation, biological process: nucleoside transmembrane transport. NCBI's taxonomy places the organism in Eukaryota, Metazoa, Chordata, Actinopteri, Cypriniformes, Cyprinidae. Gene Ontology annotation, molecular function: nucleoside:sodium symporter activity. Gene Ontology annotation, cellular component: membrane. The record is from RefSeq and is a predicted model, not a curated record.